Branchiostoma belcheri (Belcher's lancelet) is the source of this 4291-nucleotide messenger RNA. RefSeq names its product tyrosine-protein phosphatase Lar-like. The record is from RefSeq and is a predicted model, not a curated record. Gene Ontology annotation, molecular function: protein binding. NCBI's taxonomy places the organism in Eukaryota, Metazoa, Chordata, Leptocardii, Amphioxiformes, Branchiostomatidae.
CCAGAAGUCGGCCCACUGUGCCUCACUUCCGCUGAGUUUCCAGUUUCGCCUAUAGCUUGAAAACGUAGCAAACAUAGCUUAACAUGGCUCUUGGCUGAUCUCUUGACGUGGAGUGUUUGUGUUCCAAGGAAGCAGGAGUUCUUCAGUCUUACCGUGAACCAGUGUCAAGACGUGGAUGGACACCAGAAUGCCUGGGAGUACCCAAUCAUGGUUCUUCAUACUUGUCCGCCUCCUAGUGGCAGCUGUCAGUACUGCAGCACAGUACAGGGAUUGUUCAUUAAAUGAUAUACAUGGCAGAGUGCAGCCUGUGAGUCCAGUAGCGCUCAUUGGGUCCACGGUCACACUCAACUGCACCAUACGUCCUGAUGAAGACGGCAUCACUGCGCAUGAGGUGUUCUGGAGAAAAGGAACUACACUGAUACCACCGGAAAACUACCACGCUCUUAGUGACACAGUCAGUCAGUUGGUUCUACAGAAUGUUUCGCAGACAUCGCCAGGGCACUACGUGUGUUUCGUCCCUGAGCCAAUCAGACAAGACUGUCCUGUUGUUGGCGGGGUGGAACUCAAUGUCGGAUAUGCCCCAGAAGAGCUAGUGUUGGACAGGUGCCUGUCAGAAAACCUGGAUUCUUUCACCUGCUGGUGGUCCAGAGGACGGGAACCAUUGAUUGACACUGAAUACAGCAUAACAUACACCCACUUGAGCAGAGCAGGCCUGGAGGCGUGUGAACCACUGGAGGUGGAGGGUUCCUCUGUAGUCUGUCACUUUGUGUCUAGUAUCAGCCACGCCGGCAACAUUCUCUUCCACCUGAACGUCACAGCUACGAACAAGCUUGGCAGGGCGGAGUCUAAUAACUCUGUAAACCCAGAAAACUACGUCAAACCCAAUCCAGUCCGUAACCUGCGUGUGGUGGAUCGGAGGUCAACAUCCGUGUCAUUGUCCUGGGAUAACCCUGCUGAGCUACAUGUAAGCCACUUCCCCCUAUUGUACCAGGCAAGGUACCGGGCAGAGUGGGAUAGCCCCAACACAUUUAAGUACGUAAACUUGAGCCAGAUGACACACGGUGACCUGACUGGCCUGAACCCCUUCACGACCUACGACAUCUGUGUCCGUUCCCACCCUGUCCGUCCCGAAGGUUACUGGAGCGACUGUCCUGACCAGCCGGUAUCCGUACAAACAGACAAGGCUGCCCCUGUGGGUUCAGUACCUGCCUGGCUGCACGUCACUCCCAGCAGGGAUGCAGGAAUCAGGAAUGUCGUCAUUUACUGGAAGGAAUUGCCUCCGAGAGACCGGAAUGGCGUCAUCAAGGAUUAUACAGUGACAGUUGCCUCGAUGUUGAAACAAGGGGAAAUUUCGCGGGAUAGCUACGGACCUUUCACCAUCCCAGGCAACGGGCGGCACAGGAAUCUGUCCGAGCUGCAACUGAAGUCUGACACAUCAUACGUCAUCAAGGUUCAUGCUUCCAAUGAAGUGGGACGGUCACAAGAUAAAAUUCUACUGCUACCUCAAGUUGGUCAUGUGCCAGCCGUUCCAUCAACAAUAAACAUCAGUGUGACAUCACCAACAUCUGUUACAUUGUCAUGGCAACAACCGGAGGAAACCCGUGUGCAGCUCACCGGGUACAGUUUUUGGAUGGCGUGGAAGUCUGAGAAUCAGAUAUACAUGUGGGGCAAGCCUGACUGGGAGAGUAUAACUGACGACCAGGCACUGUCUGCGGCAACUGUACAACACGAGAUCUCGCGUGGGUUACAGGGACGUACACGGUACAGGUUCGGGGUUGCGCCAGUCUCCCGUGAGGGUUUCGGAGAGGCAAAAGUUGUUGAGGCGUACACAGAGGAGAUGGUUCCAGUGGGCCAGGUUGAAGACCUGACCCUGACUACAGCAGGCCCCACCUCCCUCCAGCUGACCUGGGAGCCACUGAGGCUGGAGUGGCGAGGGGGGAUCCUACUGGGGUACCUGGUGCAGUACUGCCCCCUAGUGGAGGGAGCUCUAUGUGCAGAAGGAAGCGUCCGCACAGUAAAUGUCACAGGUGAGGAGACAGCAUCAGUCCUGCUGCAGGGUCUGAGUCCAUUCACCCGGUACUCUGUAAGGAUCGCAGCUGUGAACCGUGUGGGCUCAGGACAGUUUAGCGCUGCAUCUGUACAAACAACAGCUGCAGCAGCUCCUGAGGACCCUCCAACCAACGUACGAUUCCCAAAUGUCACAGCGACAGUUUUACGGCUGAUGUGGGACCCUCCCAGGAUACCAAACGGCAUCAUUACAUACUACAUGGCACAGGUGAAUGGAGAUGUGCACCAGCUGGUUGAUGUUGACAGGGUCCCUGUCUACGGGAACACAAACUACAGUGUUCGGCUGCAGGCCUGCACCAGUGCUGGGUGUGGGCCCUUCUCAUCCAAUCACUCUGUCACCACACCUAUAGGUGACCCAGAGGCUCCACCCCCACCAACCGUCUCCGAUCGUAAGUCCUCCCCAUCCACCGUCCACCUCCGUCUGGCCCCUCCGGCCCAUCCAAACGGCCCGAUUGACCACUACCUUGUGUCGUACACGCAAAAGGACAGCAAUGGGAGAACACAGCCACACGUCCAGAGGGUUGAGGGGACGACGGAGGCAGUUAUAGAGGUGGACUGUGCUGAGAACAAAGCUGUUACGUACGAGUUCUGGGUACAGGCUGUCAAUAGCGAUGAGCAAGGAGGGCCACUUACAGGAGAAUCCAGCACAAGGCUGGAAAGGCAAAUGUGCCUGGUUCCGGUGGUGAGAGUUGAUGGUGUGCCGGUUGCCAUAGUGAUCCCAGUUGUUGCCGGGAUCAUCAGCAUCAUUCUAGUGACCUUCCUGGUGUGGAAGAACAGACACAGGGUGAAGCGGAAACUCUUUCCCCAUGUGCCGGGACCCGUCUUGUUCCUGGAGAAGGACGGACCCUACUCUGCCUUGUACGUCGUCACUCCCACCAGCAAACAUGAGCCUGAGAUUUGUGACGACAUUUCUGACUUCCUAUCGAAAGACGGAGAAGUAUCACUGUUGACAGACGGUCAAGAAAGUCUGAAUAAGAACGAGGGCGUAAAUGAGGCAAGACCAUCAGCUCCAAAGACGCCUCUGGGUUCAAUGUCGUACGUUUCCAGACAGGAGGACAGCUCCCCCCCAUCAAAUGGAAUAUCCCAAACUCCCGAACAUCAUUCGCCAACAGAUAGCCUUAAGACGAUGUCUUUGUGGGAUGCUGAAAAGACUCCUCGUAGCAAAGACCAAACGAAAACUCUGGACACAUACAUCAGGGUGGUACCAGAAGGAGACGAAGAAUUCUAUUGCGUGACGGGAACGUUGCUUGAGAAGACGACACCAAACUCUGACAAUAUGCCAUACGUCACUAAUCUGCCUUCUCCACUGCCAAAUGACGCAAAUGUGGAUUCUAACCCAAAUCUAGAUUAUUGCGUGACAGGAACUUUGCGUGACAGCACUUCACCAGGGCCAACUAGACAGCAAGUGCCCCCAGAAUCUGACAUGCCCUACAUCACAAACAUUACCACCCCACCUCCUAGUGGCAAUAGUGUAGAUUCUAAACCAGAGGGUGAAGAGCACUUUGGGUACCAAGCACGCUAUAGCAAGGAUUCACCCUGUGAGGAAAAGGAGCCGCUCAUUGGUAACCAAGGAGCUGAAGGUCGUUACCAUGGAGCUGAAGGUCGUUGUCCUGACAACCAGGAAAGUCCCAAGGUUAACACAGAUGGUUAUGUGAGAGGAAGCUUGCCUGAUGGGAAUUAUGUCUCAAACAUGCCGGAUAACGCCAGUCCAACCUUUGCGCCAUACACGCCACAUUAGAAAGAUCAUAUUAGACAUGCUUCUUUGCAUGCCGUGGACCAGUAGUUCAAAGCAUGCGCCAGUAGUUCAAAGCCAGUUGACCUAGCUUGCAUCUCAACCAGAAAGUUAAGGGCUUUAGACUCGUCGGUUACAGAUCCAACUCGCAUAUCUAAGAAAUUAAACAGUUGCAAUUCUCAGGACAGGACAUAUACAUGUAGCCUAAGUUUACAUCUUACUAUGCUUUUAAAAAGAGGAGUCUAGUUUUAUCGAAUACUACUGUAACAAUGUAUAUUAUUGCACUAUGUACAUUGCAUAAAAUGCAUUUGCUGUAUACACAAAUUUAAAGAGCCAUUAUUAUUAUGUGCCACACUUAAAAACCUUCUAAUUAAUAGAAGCAUCUCAGUUACAUUGAAGGUACUAGUAUGUGCCAAGUCAGCUAGGAAAAGACAGUGCCACCUAUUGCCAGUGGUUAAGUGAAGAUUGUUUAGUAUUACAUGUACUUGUAAU